CGCCCCUGCCUUGGUGGUUGGUGGUAAUGGAUGCACUGCACCUGCCCAGCACCUGGCACCCAGCAGCCCCUGCAGGUGCCAUGACUCAGCAGCCGCAGGAGGGCUUCGCCAGGAGCAUGGAGGACGCCCAGGAGUGGAUGAAGGCUGUGCAGGAGCGGCUGCAGAUCAAUGACAACACCCAGGGGCCCCGCGCGGCCCUGGAGGCCAGGCUGCGGGAGACCGAGAAAAUAUGCCAGCUAGAGCCAGAGGGCCGCCUGAAGGUGGACAUGGUGCUGCGGGCGGCCGAAGCCCUCCUGGCAUGCUGCCAUGAGGACCAGAAGCCCGAGAUCCUGGCCCGGCUGAGGGACGUCAAAGCCCAGUGGGAGGAGACGGUCACCUACAUGACCCACUGUCACAGCCGAAUCGAGUGGGUGUGGCUGCACUGGAGCGAGUACCUGCUGGCCCGGGAUGAGUUCUACCGCUGGUUCCAGAAGAUGAUGGUGGUGCUCGAGCCCCCUGUGGAGCUGCAGCUGGGCCUGAAGGAGAAACGCUGGCAGCUGAGCCACGCCCAGGUGCUGCUGCACAGCGUGGACCAUCAGGCCAUGCUCCUGGACCGGCUGCUGGAGGAGGCGGCCUCCCUGUUCAGCAGGGUCGGGGACCCCAGCGUGGAUGAAGACGCGCAGGAGAAGAUGAAGGCCGAGUACGACGCGGUGAAGACCAAAGCCCAGAACAGAGUGGACCUGCUGGAGCACGUGACCCAGGAACACGAGCAUUUCCAGGUGAGCGUGGACGAGUUCCAGCUGUGGCUGAAGGCGGUGGUGGAGCGCGUGCACGGCUGCAUGGGGCGCAAGUGCCAGCUGCGCACCAAGGACCGUCUCUCGGCGCUGCAGGACAUCGCCAGUGACUUUCCCAGGGGUGAGGAGUCUUUGAAGAGGCUGGCGGAGCAGGCCGUGGGGGUCAUCCAGAACACCUCCCCUUUGGGUGCAGAGAAGAUCACCAAAGAACUGGAGGAGAUGCGGAAUGUUCUGGAGAAGCUGCGUGCACUCUGGGAGGAGGAGGAGGGGCGGCUGCAGGGCCUGCUCAAGUCCAGGGGAGCCUAUGAGCAGCAGAGGAGGCAGCUGGAGGCUGAGCUGGCAGAGUUCAGGAAGGGCCUUCAGAGGUUGGCGGAGGAGGACCUGGAACCCGCGGCCAAAGCAGGGACCGAGGACGAGCUGGUGGCCCGCUGGAGACUCUACUCGGCCACGCGGGCGGCGCUGGCCGCGGAGGAGCCUCGGGUGGACCGGCUGCAGGCCCGGCUGAAGGAGCUCAUCGUGUUCCCCCAGGACCCCCAGCCCCUCGCGGACAGUGUGGUCGCUGCCAUCCAGGAGCACCAGAGCAUGAAGGCCAAGACCAGCAGGCUGCGCAAUGCCGUGGGCACGGACCUGUGGCAGCAUUUCCAGUGGCCUCUGCAGGAACUGCAGCUGUGGAGGGCUCUGGCCCAGAGGCUCCUGGAUGUCACCGCCAGCCUGCCAGACCUGCCCUCCAUCCACACCUUCCUGCCGCAGAUUGAGGCGGCCCUGGCGGAAAGCUCCCGCCUGAAGGAGCAGCUGACGAUGCUACAGCUGAAGAAAGACCUGCUGGGCGGCAUCUUUGGCCAGGAGAGAGCCACGGCCCUGCUGGAGCAGGUGGCAACUUCCGUGAGGGACAGAGACUUACUACAUAACCGGCUUCUGCAGAGAAAGAGCAAACUGCAGAGCUCACUCGCUCAACACAAAGAUUUCGGAGCGGCUUUUGAUCCCCUGCAGAGAAGGCUCUCAGACCUCCAAAUCAGGGUCCACGCUGAGAAUGGGCUUCAGCGGGACCUUCCUGGGAAACAGGCCCAGCUUUCGAGGUUGCAGGGGCUACAGGAGGAGGGGCUGGACCUGGGGGUGCAGGUGGAGGCCAUGAGGCCUCUCGUCCAGGGGAACUCCCACCACCAGCACAGACUGGACCAGCUCUCCUCUGACCACCGGACCCUGCACCGGUCUCUGGAGGACCUUGUGGACACGUGCCAACAGAGCGUGCGGGAACAUUGCACCUUCAGCCACGAGCUUCUGGAGCUGCGACAGUGGAUCUCCGUGCUCACACAGAAGCUGGAGGCCCACCGCGGGGACACGGGCCCAUGGGAUGCCCAGUCCCGAGAGGUCGAUGUCGAGAAGCUGCUAGACGAAUUCCCGGGGAAGGAGGCCCAGCUGCCCCUGAUUGAAGCGCACGGCCGGCUGGUGAUGGAGAAGUCUUCUCCGGAGGGGGCUGCUGUGGUCCAGAAGGAGCUGCAGGAGCUGGUGGAGUCUUGGGGGGCCCUGAGGCUGCUGGGGGAAAGCCUGCUGAGCCUCAUCAGAAACCGGCAGCUGCAGAGGAUGGAAGUGGAUUUGGGGAAGAAAAUGAUUUUCACCAACAACAUCCCAAAGACUGGGUUUCUCAUCACCCCCACGGAUCUUAUUUCCCGACACCACCGUCAGGCAAAUGUGCGUCAGGAGGAGGAAGGCAGCUGUGAAGAUUUCUCCCAGCUCCUGAGGAACUUCGAGCAGUGGUUGCAGGUGGAUAAUUCCAAGUUGGUUAGAAUCAUCGCCAUGAGAACUGCCACCGCCACGGACCUGAGGACCAGAGAAACAAAGCUGCAGGAGCUGGAGGCUCGGUUACCAGAAGGUCAGCGUCUCUUUGAAAACCUCCUUCGUCUCAGGCCAGCAAGGGGGUCCUCAGAUAAGCUGGAGGAUCUGCGCUACCGGUGGAUGCUCUACAAGUCCAAACUAAAGGACUCCGGCCACCUGCUGACGCAGAGUUCUCCAGGGGGGGAGCCGACUGGAUUCCAAAAGCAGUGUUUCUGUCCAGUGGGAUCUUGUGGCAUUUUGGCCUUGGUCUGCAGUCAGCCCUGGAAAGCAGGAACAAUAACAGGUCGCUUUUAUGGCCACCUCCUAUCCAGAAGCCAAGCCCUACACCCAGAUGUUCAUGAAGAGGACUCUGAGAUGUCAGCAUAGAAGAACAACACUGGCCCUCACUCAGAGCCCAGUGACUCUUACUUUAGGUACAAUGAGGACAACCAUGCUUGUCUGUUUUCUAGAAUGACAGCAGAUUAGAUGCUGUGGAUUAGAAGCAGGAAGGGUGCUGAUCCCAGGCAGGCUCAAUGGCAGCAAUGAAAAGUGACAAGUGAUAGAGUGAAAUUAAGGGAGGAAAAGAAGAACUCCAACGAGCAGACCCAGAACUAAGAAAGCACAGCAGAAUGGGGACCUCAAGGAGCCCGAAUAGCCCAGACCAGUGAUGAAGGGCCAUGGUCGGGACAGUGCGUCUUCAGGGAAUGGUUAGAUCAUGCCACGUGUUCUCCGCUCUGUUCAGGGAGAAAAUGAAGGAGAGGAAGCUUAUCGUUAAGCUUUCCACGCAGAGAAUGAUGAGCACACCCUGUGUGUAGCCCCCACCUGACAGUGCCGGGGAAGAUGUGUUACCUCCGUUGCUCUUAAGCUGAGUUUUUCAUCAUCUACGACUCAGGCUGAAGCGACAGAGGGGAGCAUCUGCCACGCCAGGGACCAGAGAUCGAGGGUCCAAGGUAGAGAGUGGAGGUCCGCCGUGGAGCUCAGCCUGUCUGAAGGGCUCUCCCUCCUCCUCCCAGAAGGGACUUUGGAGAGAGGUGGGUCCUGUGUCCCACACAUGUGCCCACAAGGGACCCAGGGGCCAGGCGCCCCACCAGGCCCCCUCUGCAGGGGCUUGGCAGUCGGGCCCAUGAACCACCUGGGCCCUGAGGCUGGAAAUACAUCCCUUCCUCCCCAAGGAAUUCUGGAAUGGUUCCUAAGUGCUUCAUAACUGGAUCAUGUUUUCCCUAAAUCAACACUAAAUUUUCCUUUUUAAAAAAUGCUUAGUUCCCACUCUUUACAAAUUGAUUUUGUCUGUUCAGCUACGCAUAGGAGACCAAGAGGGGAUUCCUGAGGCCUUUGAAAUCACAGUGUUAUAGGCCAAGAAAGACCUUUAAACACAGGGGAAACCGAAGACCCAAGAGGGUCCAGACCCCCAGCACGUGCCGCAGCCCCCUGCUCUCUGCAGCACACGGACCCGUCCUUUCUAGCGCAAGCCCAGCCCCAGCACAGCUCUCAGCGCAGGGACCCAGGCGUCCCUGUAACUAGGAAGAGCUGGACAUCCACAGGGCGGGAAAACAGUGUCACCGAGAAGGGCUCUCAGCGCUGACUCAGAAAGCACACUUUUCUCCAGAUAUUUAGAAACCAAGCCACAAAGCCGUUCUCCACAGGCGAUCACUUUACUGGAAAAUCAGGGGCUGGGUGAACCAAGACCUCAGGCCCAGGCAGCUGAGCCCAGAUGCCCACUGGGUUGUGUUGGUCCAGCCCAAGAAGGUCAGCGCUGUGGCCAGGGCCUUUGAACAUCUCCUCUCCCACUCUCCCACUUCACAGCGAGCAGGCAGCGGCCCAGAGAGGGGAAGCAACUUACCCACAGCCACACAGAAAGAGGUGGCCAAGGCCAGAGCUGAGCCUGGUCACCGCUACCCCCAGGCGGCGCCCUGCUCGCUGUCGCCCCAUCCCCCCACCCCCAUCCGUAACUUCAGAAAGAAAAGGCUCGAAGGAUGUGAACACAGUUGUGUCCUGCGUGUGGGCUUGGGGGAGAAGUGUAAUGUGUGGGCUGGUGGGUGGGAGUGUCUGCAUAUAUUUUUUAAACUUUGACAAUGAUGCCAUAGAGCUUGUUUGCAUAACUUUUUUUUAAAAAGAGAAUUGAUAUUUUCAUCACUUUCAUAUAAAUGCGGUUCCGAUAUGAUAUAACCAUCAUUUACUGGUGCUUUUCAAGUGUCAUCUCUUGCUUAAAGUGGGUGCAGACAGCUGUGAUUUUUAUGACUUUCUAAAUUCCUGAGCACCAACCUCGAAGAGCUUUAACGUGCCUUUUGAGAAGGGUGUCGCAGUGGGACCUUCGUGUGUUUAUUUUUCCUCUGUCCCCCAGAGUGAGAGAGAUGGUAAGAAGUGUGAACAUCACUGCCCAGCCCAGGGUUGUGUGUGCGCGUGUGUGUGUAUGUGUGUGUGAGAGAGAGACAGAGACAGAGACAGAGAGAGAGAGGAGGGAGACAGAGGAAGGGGGAGGGGGAGGGGAGGAGGAAGGGAGAAACACAGGUGAGCCUGACCAGAGCUGCUGUGACCCUCCUUAGCUGUCUCUCGCUCCCCUGAUGAGGGACACCCCUCCCCCAGGGUGGCCACGUCUGGGGCGGUGGGGAGAUGGGGAGAGGUCCCUGCUUGCUCUGUGGAUCCCGAGAUGCCAGCGGCUUCCUUUGAAGUCUGUUACCUGAGUGUCUCUCACUGGUGGCAGCACAGUGACCCCCAGCAAGCCUCUUGUGUUCCCAGCCCAGUCGGGAUUGCACCCUGAUUCCCUCUCUCAUGGGAACUCAGCUAGUGGAGUGGCGGCUCCCCCUGCUUCUCUCACCCCAGUAGGAUUGUCACCCGUCUGGGUCAGCAACAGAGGAGAGGUGGUCAGGCCAUGAGCUGUGAGCACAGGCCCAGCAUUAAAUACAUGGGCCCUACUUUUCAGGAGCUUUCCCAGAAGCCCCACCCAGACACUUCUGUCGACAUCUCAUUGGUCAGAACUGUGUCACAUGGUUCCUCUGCAUCUCUCAGGAGUCUGGAAACACAUCCUCCAACAAAAUGGGCAUCUCUUAGUGAAAAGGAGGGGUAGAGUGGAUUGGGGUGGCACUUAGGUGUCUCGGCCCCAGUCAUCCUGGCCCUCCGUGUCUUGGUCUCCUGCUCUGUCAGCAGAAUUUGGGGACGUUCGUCAUUGAGGGGUGAAAAUGACCUUCCACCACUGCCCCCCACCUGCCUCCCCAGGUGACGGGGGUCCCUGAGUUUUUCAAGUCCCUCUCCCUCCCCAAUGUGUCACAGCCGUUCCCUCCACACUCAGGACACUUCUAGGUCUACCUUCUUGGAAGACUUGGGAACAGGUAAAUAAACCAAAAUAAAUCAAGUGCCCUUCUUGGCCAGAGUGUGUGCAGGGGCACCCCCCCACGCGCCACCCCGUCCUUGCCGUGUAGGCUCAGGGAUAAGCUUUUUAACACUUGUAUGUCUGCAUCCAGCCCAGGAAAUUUGUAGUUGCUUUCAUUUCUUCUGGAACAUGAGUUACUCCUGCGUGCAAAUCCUGGAAAGAGAGGCUCUCUUGAGCGUUUCCAGGCUGCCCCCCUUCCCCCCAUUUUCCAGCAAACUGCUGAGGCCUGGAAAGGGAACGUGGGAGGACACAGCCACAGGUGGCUCCCAGCGUCCGACUGACGGAGCCUCCGGCAGAGGAGCAGAUUCAAAGGAUUUAAAUCAUCAUUUCUCCCUCGGUUUCAAUUACAAGAGAAAGGCCUUCUAUUCGUCAAAGUAAGCAAAAGGGGGAAUUCAUUUUUAAAAGGAAAUUAAAAAGACAAAAGCUCACGGUUUAAAAACAGAUCUUAAAUCAGAGCACCCAGAGCCUGAAAGAACAGUCAGCCAAUUCAGCAUCCUCCAAUGCCUGCCUUUUGGUUGUCAUAGUAAUGUGACAGCUGCUUACAGGUUGGUACCCAACCAGCUUGCCCAGACAGGGGACAGUAAUCAUACAGAGCAACCUCAGUUUCCCCAAGGUCCCAGGCUUCCUUUCAGGAAUGCUUGCUUCUAAGCUCAGCAACCAGAGCACAGGGUGGCAGCCCCUCUUCCUAUUCUGAUGGAAAUGGGAGGGAAGAAACAAACUGAGGACCCGCCAGAUGGCCCUGACUCCUUCCAAAACCCUCGCCAUGGAAUCAUGGUCUUGUUUUUAGAUGCUGAAACCAGAGCACAGAGAGGGUUAGCAACCUGCCUAAAAGCAACCAGCUUGUGAGUGAGUGGUUGAUUUGGGACUUGUACCCCGGGAUGAUGGGCUCCAGGCCUCUCCGUGGAACUUCAGCCUCAACUACUUUUCUUUCCUUGGGAGACCUGGGCUGCUGCUACUUUGGCAGCCGGUUAGCUAGUUGAGGGUAAUGUUCCAGAGGAGGGGUUGCAGGGCUUCUCUCUGAUGCCCACUCCCCCAGAGAGCUGACAACACCAGGGUGAUGUGCCGGGGGACAGAGACAGGGUGCUUACCAUCCCCUGGAAAAACAGAAAUAGACCUCCUCUUGCAGGGCAGCUGGAGGGCAGAGUCGGCUUUGGGAUGUCGCUGCCUGUAGAACAGUUCUGAUUCCUUCCACUGGAGAAAAAAAGAGGCAUUUCUCUCCAGAGGCAGUGGCCUUGCAUGUUCUAGAGUUUUACAGGCGAGGAAGAAGUGGACAGAGGAAGUUUUGUGGUAUGUGUGUGUGUGUACAUGUAUAUGUGCAUGUGUGCAUGUGUGUGUAUGUGUACUACGUGUUCAUUUCCACCCAGAAGCACAGCUACGCAGCCCUUGUUUCCAGCCCUGGGCUUCCGGGCAACAGAUAUCACCAGCCUGUGGUCUCUGGGAACCUCAGGGUGACCAUGCUGGACCCAGGAUGUUUCCCCUGAUUCCGGCAUUUUAUGCCUCUUAUGGAAGCAACUGGUUGUUCCCCCUGCUGUUCUCCACACAAAGGGAAGGUCAGCUGACCCCCAAGAUCUCUGCCAUCUGGAAACUCCCUUAGGCUGGUUUGGAAACGAUGCCCUCUCUUCUUCUCUGGCUGGCAUACAACCUGCUCUUAGAGGAGGACUUAGCUAAGUGGGUCCUAAUUUGCCCAUUUCUCUCUUGCUCUGUGUGUCUGUGUGUUUUAGAAACCAGUGAUGUUCAAAGAUGCUAAAAACCCAGGAAAUGAUCAUUUAACAGCUUGCGGAUAAACAUAUCUUGGUUUCUGUACAUUUUUCUGCUCUCAACCACUAUUUCUUAAAACAUUUAUAAUCUAAAUAUAUGUGAAUGUGCAAUUACUAGCUCUACAUUCUCUUUUCAUUUAUGUUUGAUUUUGUAGGACUCCACUGAGGAAGUGUCAGCUUUUAUUCUUUUCAUUUGCUUAUUUAUAUUCAUUCAUGUUUUCUUUCAGAAAAUGUUUAAGGCAAGAUUUGAAUGUAUACAUGCUCAACACAAUAAUUGUGAGGGUAGAAAUAACCUGUUUAUUGAGGUACACGAUCUAUUUUUAACCAAUAAAUGGAUUGGCUAGUUUUAAAA
Molecule: messenger RNA, 8061 nt
Organism: Eubalaena glacialis (North Atlantic right whale)
Lineage: Eukaryota; Metazoa; Chordata; Mammalia; Artiodactyla; Balaenidae
Gene: SYNE3
Product: spectrin repeat containing nuclear envelope family member 3
Exons: 18
Coding region: 27-2972 (981 amino acids)
Biological process (GO): nuclear migration
Cellular component (GO): meiotic nuclear membrane microtubule tethering complex; nuclear outer membrane; cytoplasm
Molecular function (GO): actin filament binding
Source: RefSeq, a predicted model, not a curated record